CUCCUGCACAGAGUGGCACUGUCACAGUCUUUCAUGUGCGACAGGGAGGCAUACUUUAUGUUCCCUCCUGCCCCCUGCAGACCCUCCUGCAGGGGGCAGGAGGGAAGAAGAGAUCUGGGAAGAAGAGAAAGAGGCUUCAGCAUGAAGCCCUGCCUGGACAAGCACCAGUGAGGAAACAUCAGACAUCACCUGCAAAGGGGAGCCACUGGACACUGGCGGCAAUGCAAAGCCUUUGGGUGGUGAUGUGUUCAACCAGCUCACAGCAGAGAAGGUAAGAAAGCUCUCUGACAGAGUGAGGAGGAUCUUCAGCAUCCCUGGAGAGUUACAUUUGCAGUGAGACCAUGACUCUGGCAGCCUAUAAAGAGAAGGUCAAAGAGCUCCCCCUGGUGUCUCUGUUCUGCUCAUGCCUGAACCCACGCACUGCAGAAAACCUGACCUACAAGGCAGAAGAUGCAGUGGACCUGGCCUGGUGCGUCAUCAAAGAUGUAGAAGUUAUCGAGCUGAACAAACGUGCAUCGGGCCAGGCCUUCGAGGUCAUCCUCAAGCCCCCGUCUUUUGACGGCUUGCCAGAACUCAAUGCCUCCAUGCCGCAGCGCCGCGACCCAUCCCUGGAGGAGAUCCAGAAGAAGUUGGAGGCGGCUGAAGAGAGGCGAAAGUGCCAGGAGGCGGAGCUGCUGAAGCACCUGGCGGAGAAGAGAGAGCACGAGCGCGAGGUGAUCCAGAAAGCUUUUGAGGAGAACAACAACUUCAUCAAGAACGCCAAGGAGAAGCUGGAGCAGAAGAUGGAGGCCAACAAGGAGAACAGGGAGGCUCUGCUGGCAGCCAUGCUGGAAAGGCUGCAGGAGAAGGACAAACAUGCAGAGGAAGUGAGGAAGAACAAGGAGAUGAAGGAGGAGGCCUGCCGGUAGACGAAUGGCACGAGGGAACCGAAAAAGCGAGGAAAAAAAUAAAAGGGGGGAAAAACAGCGCAUUAAAAAAAGAACUCAACAGCAA
Molecule: messenger RNA, 993 nt
Organism: Oreochromis aureus
Lineage: Eukaryota; Metazoa; Chordata; Actinopteri; Cichliformes; Cichlidae
Gene: stmn4
Product: stathmin-like 4
Exons: 7
Coding region: 342-908 (188 amino acids)
Biological process (GO): microtubule depolymerization; regulation of microtubule polymerization or depolymerization; neuron projection development
Cellular component (GO): neuron projection; cytoplasm
Molecular function (GO): tubulin binding
Source: RefSeq, a predicted model, not a curated record